UUCCUCACUUUUCUACCCAACCAUUCACCUCAAUAGCACUCCACGUGAAGAAUAUGCGCGCAACCCUCUCUGGUGUCAUCAGCCUCGCGCUCGUCCUCGCUUCUGCUGCAGCUUCUCCUUCCACGAUUGCAAGACGUAGCUCAGCCUGCGAUGGACUAGGCUCCAACGCAUUCGACGAUACAACAAGGAACUUCCUCCUCGGAGUCUCCGACGGAACUACUGUGAAUUCCCAAAGCCUCGUAGUGGCUGACCCAAGGUCGGGUGCUCCGAUCAAGGUUCUUGGUACCCUUGCCACUCAUCAAAAUGUCCCAUUUGCGACCAGUUUUGGCCUUCAGAAUGGCGCCUUGACCCCGUUGUUCAAUGCUGCCGGGCCAGUGGCCCAGCCUGUAGCAGCCGGAUCCUUCGUAUCUUUUGCGCAGGGUUCCACCACACCUGCUUCUGUGUAUUGCGCCGUGCCUCAGGAUGGGACCAACAUAACCCUCCUUGCCGUCAACGGAGAUACGGACUCGUUCGCAUUGUGCGCCGAGAAGGAAGCCAACCCUGCGUUCAAUGUGUUCAGCUUGGUGUACAAGCCUGACGCCGGUAGUUCUGAGUAUCUCUUCGAUACUUGCCGAUCCGGCAAGGUGCGAGUCAUAUUCUAGUAGGCAGUAGUGAGCUGCGAGUAUUAGAGAGGAGCUGCUACAUUUCAACGGACUUGGCUUACUUACAAAUACCAUUGGACCUUUGCAUCGUUGGUUAUUUUGGACUUUGUCAUGCUUGGCACAAUUUAGUGUUUUGAACAGACUCGUAAUUAAGAUGGUGAAUCCCUGUGAAUUCAUC
Messenger RNA from Somion occarium, 819 nucleotides. NCBI's taxonomy places the organism in Eukaryota, Fungi, Basidiomycota, Agaricomycetes, Polyporales, Cerrenaceae. The record is from the annotation of a GenBank genome assembly.